GUCAGAUAGUACACAAAUUUACCAGAGUGAAUCCGCAAUUUAGGACUCUGAAUUUCCAAACUUCAAACCCCACAUUGGGGCACCAGCAUAAACAUCUAAGCGAACCCCCUUUUCCCCGUUCAGCCAGGCUCCAGUAGACGAGAAAUGUUGCAGAGCAUUCUUUUCAUCUAGCCUGAAAUAACUUGAAACCGCCUUAUUAUUUUGUUUAUUUUGACAGUUCGAAACAACUAACCGAAAGCGAUAGAACAUCAAAGGCAGUUAUUUUAGAAAUUCUAGACAUUCUUGGAACUAACUUCGCUCAUAGAAAGAAUCGAAUCUCUCCCACUUUUCUUAUCCACCGGAAAUACCCUUUCAGCCAGAAUCUACCCACCAAUCAUGAUCCCUGUUUCGACAUCCAAAGUCAAGCACACCAAAUGCCUUAGUUCGUGAAUAACGUUACAUGGUGUAGUCGGAAUAGUGUUUGUUACCCAUUCAAGACACAUCUUUCAGGCUUAAGAAGGUUCCCCGUUAUCUCUAUCACUUUGGAGCACUUUUGGUAAAGAAUGACGAAUGUCGGAUAUAUUAUCUCGGAGGUUACAUAAGUAGUACAGAAUGAGUUUGGUGAAUACCUGAGAUUGGUUGGGUGAGAGAUGUCUCAUGAGAUAGGUUAGCUUUGGUGAAAGUUUAGGGUCAUGCCAUGCCGGGUAAAGAGUGCCGGUACCUCAUAUCCUGUUUAUCUACGAUACUCAACGUCUUCUGGAUGGAGUUGAUAAUGCUUUAAUUGAUUUCAAUGACCACGCUUUCUAUCUGAAAUUGCACUCCAUCUUUAACAAGCCCGGUGUUCUCCAAGGUCCAACCAGAAUAUUAAAAAGCAUAGCCUCAGCCUCAUUCUUGUUAUCUUUGAAAGAUAAUACAAAACUGAAGUGGCGUAUCCGCGAGACUCGUUAUCUCAAAAUGGGUUCUGUAACAGAUACCUCAAAUCUAACCCUACCACCAUACCCUCUUCAUCCCUCUAUCAAAGAUAAACACGAUCCAGUGUAUGCCACAUUCUACAACAAACAUAUACUCAAUACUCAACCCGUCCACUUGCAACCUGUUUCGGCGUCCAGAGCAAGCGGGGUUUUGAUACCAGGCGGAGGGAAACUGUUGGAAGUGGGCAACAAAGAGGAUAUUUUGAUUGGAAGAGAAAGUAGUGAGGGCCCAGAUGUUGAUUGUAGGGUUUUUACCCCUGAGGGAGUCGCUCCGCAUGAAGGAUGGCCAUUGAUGAUAUAUUUUCAUGGUGGUGGGUGGGUUUUAGGCAAUAAAGAGACGGAGAACACGGUUUGUACGAAUUUGUGUGUGAGAAGUAGAUGUGUGGUUGUUACCGUGGAUUAUCGGUAUGUAUCACAUCUCAUGAGCAGCACAAAUCGGUAAAUGGGAUACUUGAUCUGCUUUGCUGAACAAGUCACAGUUUGGCUCCCGAGAAUCCAUAUCCAGCCGCCGUUCAUGAUUCCUGGGAAGCGACGUUUUAUUUUCUCACUACCAGUAUCCAGAGAUUCAAUCUAAAUCCAUCUAUGGUAGCAAUCGGUGGCUCAUCAGCUGGUGGAAAUUUAACAGCUGUAAUGACACAUCGACUUCUCACUUACAAUGCUUUGCACCCCGAAAAACCUCUACCCUCUUUCAAAGCACAACUUCUGAUCGUCCCGGUGACGGAUAAUACGGCCUCAAUACACAAUAAUGCUUCCUGGCUAGAAAAUGAAAUGACGCCCGCACUACCAGCUCAGAAGAUGACGUGGUUUCAAAAUCAUUAUCUUCCAGAUGAGGGGGCAUGGGCCGAACCGGAAGCCAGUCCCCUAUUAUACGGCGAUGAUGCUGAUGAUAUGAAAAAUAGGUGGUCAAGGCUACCAAGGGCUCUGGUUGUAGUCGGAGAGCUGGAUGUCUUGAGAGAUGAAGGCAUGAGAUAUGCAGAAAGAUUGAGGGAAAAUGAGGUCAAUGUGAAGUUGGAAAUUAUGAAGGGAAUGCCUCAUCCAUUUCUGGCGAUGGAUGAAGCAUUGCAGCAAGGACGGGAUACCAUCCAUCUCAUGGUUGAUUUGUUGAAUGAUGUGUUUCGAAUGGAGUAGUAGGACUUGAUUUAUUGUAUUUAGUGAUGACCGUGGAAGCCGCUUCACAUUUUUCCUUCUUCUGAUGACCAUAUUAUCGUGGUACUCUUAAAAAGAGCUGCUUCUUUUAACAUAGGACUUUUAGGAACUCUCACUCAUACUAGAUUGUAACAUCGAACCUUCUCC
Hymenoscyphus albidus is the source of this 2243-nucleotide messenger RNA. Lineage: Eukaryota; Fungi; Ascomycota; Leotiomycetes; Helotiales; Helotiaceae. The record is from the annotation of a GenBank genome assembly.